Babesia ovata is the source of this 699-nucleotide messenger RNA. Its product is annotated as poly(3-hydroxyalkanoate) polymerase, putative. NCBI's taxonomy places the organism in Eukaryota, Apicomplexa, Aconoidasida, Piroplasmida, Babesiidae. The record is from RefSeq and is a predicted model, not a curated record. The transcript has a single exon. Bases 1 to 699 code for a protein of 232 amino acids.
AUGCACCCCGACUUGCUUCAGGGAGGAGAGGCAGACCAUGAAGAGCUUGCGCAUAUACUUAGACGGGCAGCCCGGCGACGCGUGGAUGAUGACACGGAUGAGUGUAUCGGGGUCAUCCAGGCUUUUCAGCGGCGGGUUUUCGCGACAGGAGUAAGUGAGCAACACAGCUGCGUACCGUACUUUGCUUUGGAAGUAGGGGGGGCUGUUGAUGAUGGCGUCAUAGUUGUCCACGACGCUCUUCGUCAGCUCUUUGGCGGCCACCGCGAGGAUGCCAUCGCAGGCCCGGUUGUUGAUCGACACUUCGAAGACGUCCGCCAACAGGCGCUCAGCAUGAUGCCCGUCAUCCCCAGAGAUGGCGCCUUGGCAAAGCGUGUAGAGCUGCAUGGCGCAUUCAAAGGUGAACCCGCUGGGCGCAUACGCGAGCAGGCUUCUCACAGGGCCCCUGAUAACGCUGAUUUCUACCAUAACAGCAGACAUUUCGCCAUCUUCUUCGGCACCCGCUGCAUGGUAUCCGCCUAUGGCCUUCAUGCAGAGCCCCAGUAUUUUCCACAUAUCCGCGAAGCGCGCACCCAUGGCCGCCGCCUUCUCCUCCCCAACGAAGCUCACCACCUUAUGAGUGAUCUUCACCACAUAGCUCAGCAGCAUGGCGAGGUCAUCGAUGUAAUCCAUCAGACUGUCCAAGUCCAGAUGCUCGUAUAA